Molecule: messenger RNA, 1134 nt
Organism: Colius striatus (speckled mousebird)
Lineage: Eukaryota; Metazoa; Chordata; Aves; Coliiformes; Coliidae
Gene: ARL1
Product: ADP ribosylation factor like GTPase 1
Exons: 6
Coding region: 229-774 (181 amino acids)
Biological process (GO): vesicle-mediated transport; intracellular protein transport
Cellular component (GO): cytoplasm; Golgi apparatus
Molecular function (GO): GTPase activity; GTP binding
Source: RefSeq, a predicted model, not a curated record
AUGGGAGCCCUGCGAUCAGCCCUUCCCGUCCCCGCCGAGGGCAGGCGCCGUCCCGACUCCGUGUCGAAACGGCGAGGCGGCGGAAGGAGCGGGGGCGGGAGAGCUUCGUUUACCCGCCGCGGCGUUCGACGUGGAGCCUGCGAGCUGUGGUGCCUCGGCGGUGGCAGGGCCAGCGAAACGGACCGCACCGCACCGGAGCCGGGCGCAGUGCCCGCGUAGCGGCUCGAUAUGGGGGGCUUUUUCUCCACCAUCUUUUCCAGUUUGUUUGGAACUCGAGAGAUGAGGAUUCUCAUUCUGGGACUGGACGGAGCAGGAAAAACAACCAUUCUCUACCGGUUACAAGUUGGAGAAGUUGUUACCACUAUUCCAACCAUUGGCUUCAAUGUUGAGACAGUGACGUACAAGAACCUGAAAUUUCAAGUCUGGGACUUGGGAGGACAGACAAGCAUAAGGCCCUAUUGGCGGUGUUACUAUUCAAACACAGACGCAGUCAUUUAUGUAGUGGACAGCUGUGAUCGGGACAGAAUUGGCACUUCAAAAUCAGAGCUUGUUGCUAUGCUAGAGGAAGAAGAGUUGAAGAAAGCUAUUUUGGUGGUGUUUGCAAAUAAGCAGGACAUGGAGCAGGCCAUGACUCCCACUGAAAUGGCAAAUGCACUUGGCUUACCAGCUUUGAAGGACCGAAAAUGGCAGAUAUUCAAAACCUCAGCAACUAAAGGCACGGGGCUCGAUGAAGCAAUGGAAUGGUUGGUGGAGGCCUUGAAGAGCCGGCAGUGAGCAGAAGCCAACCCUUCCAAAGAAGUUUCAGCUGUUUCUAUCUGACAUCCCUCUUCCUGCAGUCAGGUACUUUCAGGCCACAACUGCUUGUAAAUAGGACAGAUUUGACUCUUGAAAGGUGGAUGCCUCUCUUGAAUUGUAAAACUGAACUAGGUGAAGGUCUGUGUACAUGACAAUAUUCCAUUUCUGUCUUUCUGUUUAAGCAAUGUACUUAUGUUAAUUUGUAUGAAAGUCUUACGGGCUGGGAAAAGGUUUUUUUGGUGUUGUGUCCCCACCCCCCACCCUACCUUCAGUGGUUUUAAGUCCAAGUGGCCACUGUGUUUGUGUAAUUAAAACACUAAUAAAAUCUGGAACUGUCAA